Drosophila serrata is the source of this 2484-nucleotide messenger RNA. It is a transcript of the gene mEFG1, whose product is annotated as mitochondrial translation elongation factor G 1. Gene Ontology annotation, biological process: mitochondrial translational elongation. Gene Ontology annotation, cellular component: mitochondrion. The record is from RefSeq and is a predicted model, not a curated record. Gene Ontology annotation, molecular function: GTP binding; translation elongation factor activity; GTPase activity. Lineage: Eukaryota; Metazoa; Arthropoda; Insecta; Diptera; Drosophilidae.
GUCACACUGGUUUGGUGGCUGUGUCCCUCGUGCGCGUGUUUUUUAUUUAAAUCCCGAUUUAUUAAUUAAAAACUAGCCAGGAUGUCGCUAAUUACACGACUGCUGACCGGGAACAAUGCCCUGCGAGUAAGAGCAUUGGAAACUCUUGGCAAAGCCGGCUACAGUUCGCAUGCCAAGUUCUCGGAGCAUAAACCGAUCGAGAAGAUCCGGAAUAUAGGAAUAUCGGCGCAUAUAGACAGCGGUAAGACGACACUGACGGAGCGGAUACUGUUCUACACGGGACGGAUUGCUGAGAUGCACGAGGUGCGUGGAAAGGACAAUGUAGGAGCCACUAUGGACAGCAUGGAGCUGGAGAGGCAGCGCGGCAUCACCAUCCAGUCGGCUGCCACCUACACCCUGUGGAAGGACACCAAUAUCAAUAUCAUUGAUACACCGGGACAUGUCGACUUCACCGUGGAAGUGGAGCGUGCUCUUCGUGUUCUGGACGGUGCUGUGCUGGUUCUUUGUGCCGUCGGUGGAGUUCAGAGCCAAACCUUGACCGUCAACCGGCAAAUGAAGCGAUACAAUGUCCCGUGUCUGGCCUUCAUCAACAAACUGGAUCGCCUGGGCUCGAAUCCCUACAGAGUCCUGUCCCAAAUGAGGUCCAAAAUGAACCACAAUGCUGCAUUUAUCCAGCUGCCCAUCGGUGUGGAGAGCAAUUGCAAAGGAAUUGUGGAUCUGGUUCGGGAACGUGCAAUAUAUUUCGAGGGCGAGCAUGGAAUGAAUGUGAGGCUGGAUGAAAUACCGCAGGAUAUGCGAGUGGAGAGCCAGGAAAGGAGGCAGGAACUCAUUGAACAUCUCUCCAAUGCCGAUGACACCUUUGGAGAAUUCUUCCUGGAGGAGAAACCCUUCACGGAGGAUGACAUGAAGGCUGCCUUGCGGCGAACCUGUAUCAAAAGGACCUUUACGCCAGUGUUGGUGGGAACUGCCCUUAAAAAUAAGGGCGUUCAGCCUCUCCUUGACGCUGUACUCGAUUACCUGCCCCAUCCCGGUGAAGUUGAGAAUCUGGGCUUCAUCGAAAAGGAGGGACAAGAAGCUGAGAAAAUAGUCUUGAACCCAGCUCGUGAUGGCAAAGACUCGUUUGUGGGCUUGGCCUUCAAACUGGAAGCUGGACGCUUUGGCCAACUGACCUACCUCAGGUGCUACCAGGGUGUGCUCCGGAAGGGUGACAACAUCUUCAAUGCCCGCACCAACAAGAAGGUUCGAAUCGCUCGUCUAGUCCGUCUUCACUCGAACCAAAUGGAGGAUGUGAACGAGGUUUAUGCCGGCGAUAUUUUCGCCCUUUUUGGAGUAGAUUGCGCCUCCGGUGACACCUUCACCACCAAUCCCAAGGACAACCUGGCUAUGGAAUCAAUUUUCGUACCCGAACCUGUAGUUUCAAUGGCCAUAAAACCGAACAACUCCAAGGAUAGAGAUAACUUCUCAAAGGCCAUAGCUAGAUUCACCAAAGAGGAUCCCACUUUCCAUUUCUUUUUCGACAACGAUGUCAAGGAAACCCUCGUCUCAGGAAUGGGUGAAUUGCAUUUAGAAAUCUAUGCCCAGCGUAUGGAGAGGGAAUACGGUUGCCCAGUGACGCUGGGUAAGCCUAAGGUGGCAUUUAGGGAGACACUGGUUGGGCCCUGCGAAUUCGAUUACCUGCAUAAAAAACAAUCUGGAGGUUCGGGUCAAUAUGCCAGGAUUAUUGGAGUCAUGGAACCACUGCCGCCCAAUCAAAAUACCCUCCUGGAAUUCGUCGACGAAACUGUGGGCACAAAUGUGCCAAAACAAUUUGUUCCUGGUGUUGAAAAGGGUUACCGCGAAAUGGCUGAGAAGGGAAUGCUGUCGGGUCACAAGCUAUCUGGCAUUCGGUUCCGCCUCCAGGAUGGUGGUCACCACAUUGUGGACUCCAGUGAAUUGGCCUUCAUGUUGGCCGCUCACGGUGCCAUCAAGGAAGUCUUCCAAAACGGCAGUUGGCAGAUCUUGGAACCCAUUAUGCUGGUGGAAGUCACCGCUCCUGAGGAAUUCCAGGGCGCUGUGAUGGGUCACUUGAGCAAGAGGCAUGGUAUUAUCACCGGAACGGAGGGAACCGAAGGCUGGUUCACAGUCUAUGCUGAGGUUCCUCUCAAUGAUAUGUUUGGCUAUGCCGGAGAGCUGAGAUCGAGUACCCAAGGCAAGGGAGAGUUCACCAUGGAGUAUUCUCGGUACUCGCCCUGCCUUCCCGAUAUCCAGGAACAGAUCGUCCGCCAAUACCAGGAAUCCCAAGGCUUGGCUCAGCCCGACAAGAAGAAAAAGAAGAACUAAAUCAAUAUUGUAUAGUUAUAGUUUUAAGCAAACUCACCCAGAGUUACCAUCUCUAUUUUUGCUUAGUUAAAUUUUAUUUAAUUUCAAAGUUCUUCAGUUUUUACUGUGAUAAAUGCGACUUAUACAGUUUUUGUAUAAUAAAGGAAGACGAAACAAGAAUUGAAA